Phalacrocorax carbo (great cormorant) is the source of this 4600-nucleotide messenger RNA. Lineage: Eukaryota; Metazoa; Chordata; Aves; Suliformes; Phalacrocoracidae. The record is from RefSeq and is a predicted model, not a curated record.
UUCUUCGCCUAAACAAAAGAAAAAGACAUUCCUUAGCUUUAAAUAGGGGUGGUCCUUAUUGGUCUCUUGCACAGUGUCUUAUGAACCCGAGGAAAUGUGUUUAUAGUCAUACUUCUAGGCUGUCUCUACAAAAGCGGUACAGCUUUAGGUACACCUGUACAGUUUAAAGUAGUACUCCUCUAUAGCAGUUGUAUUCGCUUAGGAAGGGUGUCUUAAGUCUAAGAUCUACUGCUUGUAUGCUUACUGGUACAAAGACACCUUAUACCUGCAGUUACUACUGUUCUGGCAAGUGGUGUUAAAAACAUAUUGAAAAAAUAAAAAUGUCACCUUUAACUGAAGGAGUUACGUUGGCAUAAAAAUUUGGUCAGCCAGGUUUUAAAUUAGUGGUGCAGUAUGUAGCCCUCUAAUAAACUUGUCACUGUGUUACUAGUGUGAUUUUUAAUUGAGUAGUUUGAUGUAGAUCUUCACUUGAAUUUUUUAUGGAGCUUAAAACUAAAGUCUGGGUAAAGUUCAGGCAUCUUACUGUAAUUUUGCUGUUCUGGGACUGUCUCAAAUAGCAUUUAUGCAGAAAGGUUACACAGCUUUUUAUGAAGACUUUUUUUUCCAUAAAAAUCACCUAGAGCUGUCUCACAGUAUACCCAGUGUAGGUAUGCAAAAUACACAGUUGAUGUCUUGUACAUACAUAUAUUGUUGGCUGGCUAUGUGGUUAGAAAUCUAAAUUGAACAAUACUGUAGUCAGAGGCAAUGUAACAGAAAUAUGAGGCACGUUAUUCUGAGAAUAGCUUUUUGUAAGAAGCAGCAGAAUCCUAUCUGCUUGGUCUUCUUGGAGAUACUUAACUGAAGAACUCACAGAUAUAUUCUGUGGAACAAUACUGUACUGAUAGAUUGGUAUUUAUCAGAUUGGAGGGAGUAUCUGAAUACUCUAGUCAUGGCCCCAGGCAGAGUUGUUAGGCACUAUGCAAACAACUGUUUUCCAGGUUGUGCUUGUUGACCCCAACACCCAGGUGAAAGGAUGACCUAGAUGCUGAAGUGGGACUAAAUCACAGGCUGCAGCCUUUAUAAGUAGUAAAUACAGAACAAGUUGAAAUCAUCACAGAAGGAUAAAGUGCGUCAGUUUAUGGUCUUCACACAAUCUAGUGAAAAGACAGCAGUCAGUUGUCUCUCUCAAAAUGACUGGAAGUUAGAUGUUGCAACAGACAACUUUUUCCAAAACCCUGAACUUUAUAUACGAGAGAGUGUUAAAGGAUCAUUGGACAGAAAGAAGUUAGAACAACUAUAUAACAGAUACAAAGAUCCUCAAGAUGAAAAUAAAAUUGGUAUAGAUGGUAUACAGCAGUUUUGUGAUGAUCUAGCUCUUGACCCAGCCAGCAUUACUGUACUCAUCAUUGCGUGGAAAUUCAGAGCUGCAACACAGUGUGAAUUUUCAAAGCUGGAAUUCAUGGAUGGAAUGACUGAACUAGGGUGUGACAGCAUAGAAAAACUGAAGGCCCAGAUUCCUAAAAUGGAACAAGAAUUAAAAGAGCCAGGAAGAUUUAAGGAUUUUUAUCAGUUUACUUUCAACUUUGCAAAGAAUCCGGGACAGAAGGGUUUAGAUUUAGAAAUGGCCAUUGCCUACUGGAAUUUAGUACUUAAUGGAAGAUUUAAAUUUCUAGACUUGUGGAACAAAUUUUUGUUGGAACAUCAUAAAAGAUCAAUUCCUAAGGAUACCUGGAACCUUCUUCUAGACUUUAGUACAAUGAUAGCAGACGAUAUGUCUAACUAUGAUGAGGAAGGGGCAUGGCCAGUUCUUAUUGAUGACUUUGUGGAAUUUGCACGCCCUCAAAUUGCUGGGACAAAAAGUACGACAGUGUAGCACUAAAGGACCCUUCUAGAGUGUACAUAGUCUGUACAAAUACCUGAAAUGGAAAAUUGCACAGUCAAUUUCUGCUGGCUGGACUGAACUGAAGAUCAAUCCUCACAAUAUGGCUGAGGGUUGAGACAAACCUUUAAGGAUACAUCUUGGACCAUAUCGUAUUUCAUUCUUCUACUGGUGGUUUGGGCUUUUCUUCUAGUCUGGACCACUCUUGCCCGUUAAAAUUCCAACAUUGUGGAUUUCAUCAUGGAAAUUUUUUUAUUAUUAUUAUCUUUUGGUGGACCACCCUAGUUUCAUCUCCCAUAAGUCCUAGAGGCUUUGUGAUUAUUUUGAGGUUUCUGUUUUCACAUAAAGCACAAUGCUGGUCAUCCUCAGACAACUGUUGUAUGGCAUCUGAAUCAACAUCAAAACAAUUUUUAAAAGAAUCCUUAAAUAUACACUUGGGGCUUAGUUGCCAAGAGUGUAUUGAUAGCACUUCCUGUAAGAGUGAUAUAUUUAAGUGUACUGGGUCCGAUCCCCCUCCCUCCCCCUUUUUUUUUUUUUAAUUUUCUUUUCUGGAAAAACUACAGGUAUUGUCUAAGUGAGUUUGAGUAUCUGGUAAAAACAAUUACAGAAAUAACCAAGAAAACCCAAGGUUGUUGAUACUGGGGUAUCUAGGUGCCUAUCUGAAUGGUUUGAUUGUACAUCAGCUGACUGUAAGAACAGUUGAUGUACGACACAACUGCUGUGCACUUAAAGCACCCGUGUUUCAUGUUAUAGUCAGCCUUCAGUGAGCGUUGUUGAGAUAAGCUGUGUGCGUCAUAAUAGAAUCUAAUAUUCUCUAGGUUAUUAUUGAAGAAAUCAAAUUUCAUUACAGUUUUGAAAUGCUUAUCUGUCAAAGAAAGUUUUUUCAUUUCUGUGGAAAUCUGUAACUUGAAUAUACUGAAUUUGUGUCUUAAAUGUUUGCUACACAAUACAGUAUUUUAAAUUGAGACAUGGAAUUUUUAUGGUUGAGGUAUGAUGAAACAAAUGGCCCUGUUGUCCAAGAAGCUGGUGAGUUUGGUGUGGAUCUGAGUUUUGAAACUGUUAUACUGAGAAGUAAGGUAAAUCUUUACGACGUAUAGGUACUGCCAUUGAUUGGCAUAUCACUGUGGUUGCCAAAUACAGAAAUUAAGAGUAAAGCUUUCCCAAACAAGCACAGAUCAGAUAUAAACUACUACACUGGCUUUGUUUGCUUAAAUUAUUUUGUUGAUCCAUCACUACUGCUAAUUGUCUUACUGCAUUUAACUAAAUCAUUUAUUUUGUUCAAAACAGGUUUUAUCAGAUGCAAUUUCUCUUUAUUUUUAAUAUUACAGGAGUUCUUGAGCUGCUCGUGUGCUAAACAUGGUCUUGCACUCCUCACUUAGUUACUUGUGAAGAGAGUUGACAAAUACCUCCCUGUAAAACCAGCUGGAGAAUACCGAGCUCCAGGGAAAAAAAAAAAAAGACUGUAGUUACAAGUAAGGCUGGAGGUUUAAGUCCAUGCUCUAAACAGUCCCAUGAUAAGGCGAGAAUUAUUUUUGAAAUGAGUAAUUGGUACAUGCACUAAACAGCAGAACACUCUUUUAUGCAGAUGCUAAAAGUCUUUUAGGAAAAAAUUGGCUAUUAAACUGCUAAAAAAAUUUUUAUUUGUAUGCCCUGAAGGUGACCAUCAGGCUAGUCCCUGUUACAGCAGUGCUCUUUUAAGAAAAUCCAGUUGUGCAUUUAUUUCAAGAAUACAGUUCCACAAAAACAUUGCAAACUUCAUCCAGCUACUGGAAUUGGCUAUGCCAAAAAAUUGUGUGUUUUGCUGCUUUCAGUAUUUUCUUUCUCAGUUUUGUGUAAAUAUAAAUGGGGACUUGAACUUACGGGGGGGGAGGUGGAAAAAAGCUCUACAAGGUAUCUGUGUGUGCUGUUUUCUGUCUUGAGGGUUUUGGUACAGUUUCAGAUUGAUUAGUUCAAGUAUGCUGUGUUUGGCGAGGCGAACGGACUUGCUUUUUAGCCCAGUCCAGACUUGUCCCUCAAAAAAGUCUGCAGUUGGGUAGCGGCACAACGCCGUGGCGUUUUAAAGAAUAUUCCUUUUGAAUGCAAGAUCUUUUCAACAAAACAGUGUUGUCAUCAGUUUGGUACUACACACUUACUUACAAUUACUGUGUAAUUAUAAAGAAAUACCUAAAACUCUGACUAAUUAUGUUGCAGAAAAGGGUUAUUUGUGCUGUGAUGGCAUCAAAAGUUUUUCAAAAUGAGUGACUGCAGUUGAAAGAAACAUUGAUUUAACAGGGUGUUGUUCUAAGGACAAAAUGCCUGGUUACAGGGAAUAUUUUGUAUUGAAACGUGCUCAGAUGUGGCCAUGUGGUUUUGUUUGGUUUUUUUUUUCCUUUAUAUAUUUGUGUGGUUUUUCUUUUUUUUUUUUUUUUUUUUUUUACAUGAAUGCAGACAGUUGCUUACUUGGAUGGCUUUAAUUUGUAAGUGCGUAUGUCUUCAAUUUGAUAAUCUCCCCUUAAAUGGAUCAGUUUAGUUUUGGCAAAUGUCAAGGAAAAAAAGGCAACGAACAGUGUUUGUAACCUCUUUUUAUACAUGAAAUAUGUACAAAUUAGAAGUGCCCUGAUACAAAACACUUGAUCUCGAGAUUAUAUUUAGUAAAAAAAAAAGAAAACCCAUCAUUUACAUAUCUCUGUAAGUUCAAAUGUAACUUCUUACAAUCCCUCUCAUUACCAACAGAGGCAAUAAAGCUCCAGUGAAAUUGCCAUG